CUUGUGGGAUUGCAAGUAUUACGAUCGUAAUUUGUGUGUGAACAGGAGGCUUAUUAUUUUAUUGUUAGCAAUAGAAUAAUAGCUCUCAGUUAUUUAACCCAGAAAAAAUUAUGAGAAGUGAAAACUGAAUAGCAGGAUUGCAUAGAUGUCAUGAGAUUUGGGCAGAAAACAGUAGGAGACACUUGACUCUUCAUUAAUAAAAGUGUUUAAAAAAAUAAUAUUCAAAAAUGGCUGACAUCAGAAUUCCUGAUUAUUACAAAGGAAAGACAAUUUUAGUUACUGGCGUGACCGGUUUUAUAGGUAAAAUCCUUGUUGAAAAACUCCUUAGGUCUUGCCCUGAAGUUGAAAAGAUUUAUGUUUUAAUAAGAAAAAAAAAGUCAAUCCCUAUUGAAAAAAGAUGGAAUGAAAUUACCGAUUUGCCAUUGUUCAACAGGUUGAAAAUAAUUGAUAGCAGUCUUUUGAAAAAGGUAGAGCCUAUUGAAGGAACCAUUGAUGUAAAAGAUUUGGCAUUGAGUGAAACAGUCAAAAAUGAAGUAAUAAAUACAGUUGACAUAAUAUUUCAUAGUGCAGCUGCAGUGCAAUUCUCAGAAGAUCUUAUAUUUUCUUUGAGGAACAAUACUUUAGGAACUUAUAACGUGGCAGAGUUUGCAAGAUCUCUGAUGAAAUUAAAGUGCUUCGUUUAUGUGUCGACCGCAUACAGCAACUGUGAUAAACAAAAUGUAGCUGAAGAGAAAAUUUAUAAAAGCGCUUAUGACUGGAAAACCCUGAUAGAAAUUUUAAAUGUCGACCCUUAUCCACUUUCCAUUUUAAGAGACAAGAUAAAAGGUAGCCAUCCUUCAACAUACACUUUCACCAAAGCUUUAGCAGAAGAUGUAAUGGAUCAUUUUAGCCAAUAUUAUCCAGUAAUGUUAACCCGACCAUCUGUUGUUCUAUCAACGGUCGAUGAUCCGAUACCAGGUUGGGUGGAUUCUUUGAAUGGUGUCUCAGCUAUGUUUUUGUCAGUCGCAUUGGGAGUCGUACGGGUUAUAAAUGGUGUGCCAACUUCUUGCCUUGACUAUAUCAGUGCUGAUCAUGCUGUCAAAGCAUUAAUAAUCGCCGGAUGGAAAUUAGGAAAACAAGAAAAGCGUAAUGGAAUCGAGGUUAUGAGUGUCAAUUAUGGAAAAGACAUCAAAAUGCCAACAAGUUGGUUUUUUGAACAGCAGAAACAGCUUACAGAAAAUUUCCCUUCAGUAAAAUCCGCAUGGUACCCAUUCGUGAUAAUGGUGAGCAAUCCACUGCUAUUCUGGAUUCUUUUCUUACUCCUCCAAGUCAUACCAGCGUACAUGGUCGACUUUUGCCUUAUGUUACUUGGAAGGCCGCCUAUAUUAGUGAAUUUAACUAUAAGAUAUGUGCAAGCUGCAAGAGGUCCUCUAAAAUCAUUUUUUCACAAGCAGUACGCAUUUCCGAAUAACAAUUUCAACAUAUUGAAUGACUUGUUGUACGAACCAGACAAAAAGGAAUUUCUGAUUAAUAGCAAUAAAUACUCAAUAAAAGAUUAUGUCUACAUCAACGGUAAUGGGAUUUUUAAAUAUUAUUUAAAAGAACCUGAAAUGUCUGUAAGAAAAGCCCAUUUUGAAAGACUUCGCAAGAUCCACUACACAACCAUUACUAUUUUCUCUUUGAUUGGCUUACUAGUAUUAUACAGAACGAUUAAUUAUCUAAUUCAAAAUUGUACAAUACCACUCUCAGAUUUGUUCUGAACUUUUAAAAUUUGUAUAAAAACACUAAAAAAUAAACAAUAAAUUAUGCUUUAUUUUAACUAAAAUACACUGUUUUAGUGUUGUAACAGUGUAACUGAAAUACACUGUUCAAUGAUUUGUAAAUGUGUUGUCAAUAUUGAGCUUUUACACAGGUUUUUAAUAUCAAGCAAAACAUGAAAUUUAAAACAAUUUGAGAGUUCUUAAUGAAUUAAAAUUAAUAUGAUAUAUAUCAUAUACAAAAAU
This is a messenger RNA of Cimex lectularius (bed bug), 1982 nucleotides long. RefSeq names its product fatty acyl-CoA reductase 1-like. Gene Ontology annotation, cellular component: peroxisome. NCBI's taxonomy places the organism in Eukaryota, Metazoa, Arthropoda, Insecta, Hemiptera, Cimicidae. The transcript is spliced from 10 exons. The record is from RefSeq and is a predicted model, not a curated record. The coding region runs from base 228 to 1739 and encodes 503 amino acids. Gene Ontology annotation, biological process: long-chain fatty-acyl-CoA metabolic process. Gene Ontology annotation, molecular function: alcohol-forming very long-chain fatty acyl-CoA reductase (NADP+) activity.